Xyrauchen texanus (razorback sucker) is the source of this 2538-nucleotide messenger RNA. Its product is annotated as POU class 2 homeobox associating-factor 2-like. NCBI's taxonomy places the organism in Eukaryota, Metazoa, Chordata, Actinopteri, Cypriniformes, Catostomidae. Gene Ontology annotation, molecular function: DNA binding; POU domain binding. The transcript is spliced from 5 exons. The record is from RefSeq and is a predicted model, not a curated record. Bases 135 to 1013 code for a protein of 292 amino acids.
GCCUGACCAUGUUCACGUCUACUUAGGUUGUUAAUUCGUUCGUCCCUUGAUAUAAUGUACGUGGCAUAUGAGUUCUGCUGGAAUAGAAAAAAAAACUGAAGACCCUAGAACCCUUGCAGCGUGUGGCUCAAAAUAUGAUGGAGACAGAGUAUUCCAAGAGAGUGUACCAAGGAGUGCGAGUCAAGCAUACUGUAAAAGACCUUCUUGCAGAAAAGAGAUUAAGACAAACAAAUGCACCCAGAUUCAGUCCAAGCACCAGUUCUUCUCAGCCAGCUUUUGUACCAAUGCCAGGGUCUCAUAUGCUUCCUAGUUACUACAGCAUGAGAAGAACUUUCCUCCCAGACUCAGAGCUCUGCCAUCCCAUGAAGCAGUACUCUCCAGACACUUACUCUUCAGUACAGGGAAGCAAGGCCUUCUCGUAUGACCACCCUUCCAGUUACCCAGCUUUCAUUGACAGCUACUACACUCCUGAUUCUUAUGGAGAUUACAGAGUGCCAGCUUCAUAUACCACAAGUGGAGGGUCAUUGUUUCCACCAUCUACACUACCAGCACUACUGCCAUCUCUGUCUGGAGAGUCAUCGUCCCACUUGCUCUUGAGAGACCCCUGGGAUCAGCCAUCUGAGGAUCCAGUCAGUCAGCCAGAAGUCAUAUGUCCUGAGGGUCCAGCCCCGGUGGCAGACUCACCAUCCCUCGGAGGGCCUGACUCUGGGGGUUCCUCUCCAUUUCGUCUAUCUUCGGGGCGCAAUGGGAGCUCCAUAUCAUCCAGCACACAGCCUUACACUCUACAUCCUCUGGAAGAUGUUCCCUACCCAGUCACCUCCUACACCUCAGCCUCCAGCUAUACCUGCCCACUGUACAUGACAACACCUGCAGAUCUGGCUGUGGUGAAGAUGACACCUGUCAACUCAGAGGAAGUUAGUGGUGGAGUGGCGUCUCUCAGUGACACUACAUCCUGGGCUAAAGAUGAUGGAACUGGUUCCUGGUUGUCUUAUGAGACCAGGAGGGCUUUUUAAGAGGCUUAAAUGUCAAAAUAGAAGCUUUUAAGAUACAUGGACUGUGGACUGUUCGGACAGUUGUGAUUACACAGCCUCUCUGUCCUUACAAGGAGACUAUGGCCAUGAAUAAUAUAGUGGUGUGUGUGGGUGUGUGUCUCAGUGUGUGUGUGUGUGAAUACAUUUGUUUAUCAUGAUACAGAUGACCACCCUAAGAAAAACUGUCAAAAAACAAGUUCUUUUUAUUUUAUACUCAUCAUAUUCCAUCAGGAUUCAACAAAGAUACAUGCAGAUAUUUCAAUUCAUUCUGGCUUUAUAAUGCAUAUUGCAUGUCCUGACAAUUUAGAAUGAAUUGAAACCAAUUCUCUCUUCUUUCUGUCUUUCUUUCAUUUCUGAUAACUUGUAUGAAACCGUCUUAUAUUUUGACUGGUCAAAAAUAAAACUUGCUAAUAGCCCCACAAAACACUUGCGGAAGGUAAGGAUUGUUAAAGUGAUAGUUCACCCAAAAAUUUUAAUUCUCACAUCAUUUACUUUCCCUCAUGCCAUCCCAAAUGUAUGUGAAUGUCUUUCUUCUGCAGAACACUAACAAAAAUGUUUAGAACAAGAGCUCAGCUCUGAUGGUCCAUUCAAUGCAAAUGAAUGGUGGCCAGAACUUUCAUGGUUCAAAAAGACCACCAGCAUAAAAGUAAUCUGUACUACCUUAGUGAUUUAAUACAUGUCUUUAAAAGUGAUAUGAUUGGUGUGGGUAAGAAACAGAAAAAAAAUCUACUUUCAUGUUCUUCUUUUUGUUUUUGGCAAAUUGCAUUCAUCGUGCAUAUCGCCACCUACUGGGCAGGGAGGAGAAUUUAUAGAAAAAAAAAGGGACUUAAAUAUUGAUGUGUUUCUCACCCACACCUAUAAUAUAUCUUCUGAAGACAUGGAUUGAAAGGGAUAGUUCACCCAUAAAUAAUAAUUCUCUCAUCAAUGCCCUUAGACAAUCGCAAAUGUGUAUGACUUUCUUUCUUCUGCAGAACACAAAUUAAGGUUUGCUCUGUUGGUCUUCACAAUGAAAGUGAAAGGUGACCAGAACUCAGAAGGUCCAAUAGGCACAUAAAGGGAGCAUACAAUUAAUCCAUAUGACAGUGGUUAAAUCCAUAUCUUCUUAAGCAAUAUGAUGGGUUAGGGUGAGAAACAGAUCAAAUAAAUAUUAAUAUUAAAGUCCUUUUUUCAAUCAGUCUCCACCUUUGACCAGCCCCAACCAGUAGGAGGCUGAAUGUGAAAGUGAAAGUCACUUCCACACCAGGAUGUCCAUUUUGGACCUUCAAAGUUGCAUUGAAUGAACCUAAAGAGCUGAAAUAUUAUCCUAAAUGUUUUGUUUGUGAUCAGCAGAAGAAAGAAAGUAAUACACAUCUGGGAUGGCAUGCGGGUGAGUACAAAAUGACAGAAUUUUCAUUUUUGGGAGAACUAUUCCAUUAAUGGAUUGAAAUGAUGCCUUGAAAAUUGCAUUUUUUUCCUAACUAAUAAGUAUGUUUAUUAGUGUAGUCUUUGUCAGGAAUGCCAAUAUAAA